Molecule: messenger RNA, 843 nt
Organism: Rotaria sordida
Lineage: Eukaryota; Metazoa; Rotifera; Eurotatoria; Philodinida; Philodinidae
Source: the annotation of a GenBank genome assembly
AUGUCUAUUCAAACAUCAAUGAAUUCUCAAUUUGAUGCUAUUGAAUUGAUUACACAACGCACACUUAUUUCGCAACGUAAUAGUGAAUUAUUAACAGAACGUGCUGCUCAAUUUGGUUUAUUACUUGAUGAUAUUUCAAUUAUAAGAUACGAUAAAAAAGAGUCUCGAACACAUUUAAGUUUUAGACCUGAAUUCACAAGUGCUGUUGAAUUAAAACAAGGUGCACAACAAGAUGUUGGAAAACAACGGUUUUUAGUUGAAAAAGUUUCAUCUCAAGUAGCUACAGCUCAUUUUCAACUUGUUCUAUCACGUGAUCAAGGUUUUAGUGGACGAAGGUUAUUUACUGUAGUCCCAUUAAUUAAUCAAUAUCCUAUAGGUUCAAUUCUUCUUGAAAAUCCAUAUUAUGGUUUAAGAAAACCACCAGAUCAAUCUCGUUCAUCAUUAUUGUAUGUUAUCGAUUUAUAUAUCAUGGGUGAAGUACUUGCUUUAGAAACACUUAUGCUACUUCAUUGGUGUCAAAAAAUGAGAUUAACAUCAGCUACUCUACAUGGUUUUUCUCUUGGUGGACAUAUGGCUUCAUUAGCAUUUACAAAAUGGUCUGAUCCACUUUCUCGACAAUUCUAUGAAAAUAAAAUUGUUCUCGAUCUUAUUAAAGAUAUGAUGCGUCUUGUUAUGGAUGAACUUACAUCUUCAUAUAAUUAUUCAUGUUCAGUUCAAUCAAAUAUAUCUAAUGCUAUGUUUAUUGCUUGUACACAUGAUGGUUAUGUAUUACGCGAUGGUAUUCCACAUAUGAAUGAUGUUAUGCUGUUGCUGAAAUGUUACAACGACAAGAACCAAAUGUAA